AUUUAAAAUAUGGCCUCCGUUUAUAAACAGUUUUGCAAAUGAGCGAAUUUAAAUCUCUAAACAAACACAGUUUUAUCCUUGUUUGUGGAAACUCUGUUUAUAACCACGCUUACAGCAAGAUCAUUUGAUAAUUAUGGAGGGAUUAUCGCCUCAAAUUUUACUGCUCCAAGAAUCGAAAAGAGGGGAACAAUUUCAUUUGACAGCAGCAAAUGAGCAAUUUUCUGACUGGCUGAAUGUUGACCCGUAUUUAGAGGAAGAAAAACCUUCUAUUAAUACUGUUAAACGUCAAGUUUCUUCAAGUAUUACAAACAAAAGCUCAAGUCUAAAUUACCGUCGGUAUUCACCUUGUUCAAAUUGGACGAAAAGUUUAAAAAAAUUGGACAUGAAGUUCGAACAUUUUACAGAUUCGUCGUGUUAUAUUGAGCAAUAUAGGCGUGCAAAACAGUUCAGAAUUGAAGAAAAGUUUGCAAAAUUAAUGCAGUUAAAAGAAAAAACAGUAAGCUGUCAAAAUGAGAGCAGUUUUGCAGCCAGAAAUCUUCAAAAUUCAGAGUUUGCUACAAAGCAAGACAGCGUCUAUCCCAAGAAAGGGCAGCUUAGCCUGCAUGAUGGUGUCAGGCAAUCUGGUAAUCCAGUGAAACCAUCGUUGCCACAGACCGGGUACUUUGCUGGAAGAAAGUGGGUAUAUCCGAAGGAUUUUGCUCGGGUAUACAGUAAAAACAUUGGAGUAAAAUGGUAUGCUAUAUUAUGGUUUUUGCUUGCCAUUGGAAAGCUUGCAGGGCUUUGUCAACGUGCAAGAUUUGUAGUGCACUUCACUUGGUCGAAACUGAAUAUUAGAGAAGAUGAAUAAUCCAAGUGACAAUAUAUAUGCAGGGUUGGAUUUAUAGGGGGGUGCACAGGGCCUUAGUCAUCAGAGGUGCAAAGGGGGUGGGAAAAAGUCAAAUUCAGAAAUAUGGCACAAUUUCCAAGGUUUUUCCUUUUUUUGAAGUCAAUGCCCAUAUUGCAGGAAAUGGCAUUUCUAGGGUUACAAUUUUCAAAAUUUUCCAAGGGGGCAUACCCCUUGACCCCUUAGGGAACUUGCCCCUUCUGCGCUCAAGUCGUUAGGAAGCCAGUUCACUUGAAUGAUCUCCCACCACCCCCUAAAUAAUUAUAAAGAAACACUCAGCUGCUCACCUAGCACCCCCCUAGAAAAAUCCACCCCUGAUAUAUGUGUGAAUGGUUCAAGUAAAAACGAAACGUUAUGGACAGCAUACUAAGAAUGACAUUUUUACUAUUUCAUAACCAACAUAAUGUCAACUAAUACAUAUGUUAAAAAAGUCAUUUUGUGUGCAUAAUGUUUUGUUUUUACUUGAGACACUCGCAUAUACACUUUAUACCUAACCAGGAACGGUUGCAAAAAUGCAACUCUAGGUUCUCUGGCAGGAAUUGAACUUGAAGCAAUACGAUUCUGGUGCUGUGCCCUAGCCAUCUGAGCUACAGAGAGGCCAGUUGGUGAGCAUUAACUAUACGUUCAUGUACAUGUAUGUAGUAGUACAUCCUACAAUCCUGGACAAAACAUCUGUGAAAUUUCCUAUUUUUUGUACAUCCUACAAUCCUGGACAAAACAUCUGUGACAUUUCCUAUUUUUUGCAAAAAUUUUGUAAUAUCGCAAAUUUAGAAAAAUCCUGACCAUUACCCCCUGCCAUUCAAUGUUGAUUGCACUCCCAGAAUAUGGGUCUAAACCAAUUGUAAUAUGUCCAACUUUUUUUUUGGUGGGGGGUGGGGUGGAGGGGGGAAAUGAGAAAAUUAGUCCAGUCAAAAAAGCCACAGAAGAAUGUUUUAAUAGAUUGAUUUUGUCUGGAUUUUGCCCGAUUUUAGCUUCCAGAAAUGUCUGAAAAAAGGUUUAAAAUGAAUAUUCUCUUGUAUACUUGCAGCGGAAGCUCAAGAACAGAGGUAAAGAGAACAGACAAACCGGUAAUGAUGAUAUAAUUUUUAAAAUUUGCAAGUAUAUAAAAUGUACAAGAUUCUCCCCUUGAUGAGUAAAAUUGUCUGGAGUUAGGCAUAGUAAAAUAGUAAUGUAGGGUGCAUUGGGGCAUAUUGCAGCAUAAUGAGGUGAUAUUUACCCCAUGUCCCUACCAUUCCAUCAUGUAACUGAGCACAAGUUAUAUUACCUUGUCUAGGUACACAACACUUCAACAAAAAUGUUUCUACAAGGCACAGGUAAGCCUCUAAACAUUUCGUCUAACAAAAACUGGACUGUACCUCGGCACAGAACUGCCUGCAAAUCCGCACCGACCAGCCGACAGAACCAACCAAAACAUACCCAAUCUGGUAUAUGGAACACUACACAGGUCAAACCUAUGAAAUCGCCUGUUCGGAGCGAGACGUUAACUUGUGCAGAUCUGAGUGUUUUGUUACAGAACCAUUCGAUAACUCAACCUAAAUCGUCUUUACGAACUGCGCCAGUCAGCCAUGCUUAUGAACGUGUGAAAAGUCCUAAAAAAUCUGUUGAUUCGAAAAAUGUUGGGGACAGAGUAGAAUAUGAAAACAUAUUUAGAAGUGUUUUUGAUUUCUAUGAACAGAAUUCUGACUCAAGGUCUCAUGUAUAUAUCAACACAUAAGAAUUUAAUAAAGUAUUAUGUAUAUACUGUACAGCGAUUUAAAAAGUAAUCGAAGAAAAUGUUUUUGAAAUAUUAUCUAUGAGAGUUAAUUUAGUGA
This is a messenger RNA of Paramuricea clavata, 2694 nucleotides long. NCBI's taxonomy places the organism in Eukaryota, Metazoa, Cnidaria, Anthozoa, Malacalcyonacea, Plexauridae. The record is from the annotation of a GenBank genome assembly.